CAAACGCACAAACAACAGCUUGGUGUGGAUGGCAGCGCUGUGUCCUUCCUCCCACACGCGCGCGCUUCCUCUCUGGUGUAUGUGACGUUGCUGGCGCAUGCUGGGGACUUCCCUGUGUCUUGCUUGCAGCAAAAAGAUUGAAAAGCUUCCUUGAUUGCAGUCAGUCCAGGUGGUGGCGAAGCGGGACGGUGAAACUUGACACGGCGCUGUCCAAAACAGCAAACAGGCAGCGUGCUGCUGAGACGAUGGAGGAGGAUCAAGCAUCGCUGCGGGUGCUGGAUGUGGUGCAAGAGUACUUGAAGAGCACGGGCUUCACACAGUGGUUGCGAGACAACGUACAAGCCCUCGUGACACAGCCCUUGUUGCCGUACAACCCUUACUCAUGGCUCUUGACCAAGUGCAUGGCCCGUGCCACCUUACCCAACCUGGAUCGAUCCUCCCAUCCCCUGCCAGCCAUAAACCACAUCCACGAAGAUGACCAACUCCCGGGCGAUCUCGUCACGUUCAGUGGCCCUCUUGGGGAGGAAGCGUUUGGCCUUCGAUCUGUCCUCUUGCUCACAAACGCACGCGUCGUACGCACUGCAAGCCUGAUUGCCCAAGCCAUUGAAGACACAUGGAUGGGUUGCAUAAAGUCGAGCUUGCCGUUCAAUGUGCUGCUGGCGGCAACCAUACCUUCGCUAUGGGGUCUCUCCAACACCGCAACCACAGACCUGUCGCUCGCUUGCGAUUGCGUCAUGCGGGGCAUUGGCCCUGACGACGGAAUCCUCGUGUUUGUGAGCAUUCUGCAAAAGUUCACCGCCCGUCUCUCCACAGACACACACGCGCUGAUGUGGGCAGACGUUGGCGAUGAGCGGUUGUUUGCGGGUGAUGUGCAGUCAAAGCCUGCUGCUAGCAAACUCGUCAGUGCCCUCAAAGCCAACGCACCCGUCGUCCUUGCCGCCGUCUUCAUCGACUCUAGCACCCAGCGCGUGCACGCAUACCGCCUCUCCCUUGGCUUGCACAUCAUCGCCAAUCAAAUGGACGAACAUGCUGCGCUGUCGACGCGACCGCCAUACCACCUCGUCCUCACGGGCGCUCUCCUUGCCCGCAAGAGCGCAGCCCUCUACAUGUCGCUCUUCACCGCAGACCCGGGUGGGCUUGAACAGCGAUACAGAGCAACACUGACACAGUCGCUGGAUGGAUAUCGACAGCAGCCAAGCGAGACCGCAGCAAAUGUCCUCCACGCUUUGCUGGCCAUGGCCGCUGUCGAUUACAAUGAUGCCAACACCACCACCAGCACAAGCAGCAGCACGCAUGCGCCGCCGCCACCCGACGUGAGCACGGACGUGUUUGGGGACCUCAGCUCGGUCGCUGUAGUUGGGCCGCAGCGCGUGCGUCAUCUUCGACACAUUGCCUCAACGCCAUUUGUGGCGCUCGAGUCGUUUGCGCUGCAAGUCCAGACCAUUUACUCCCUUGUGGUGGACGCGGCUGCUGUUGCCGGCGCGUGCGGCGCUCCAGUUGACCGGUACAUUGCUGCUGUCUGUGAGAACAUCACUUCCUUCUUCCGCACCCUCGCCCACCCGGGUAUCGAGGAGGUUGCGGAAGACGUUGCGCUGCUCUGUGGUGCAAUUGCCGGUACCACCCGCACCGCCAACGAGCUUGAGCGGCUAUUUGUGUAUCUGCACUACUCGCGUGCUGUGUUGAAGCAGAGCGUGGUCGCGGACCUUGCAGCCGUGGGCGCCACCGCUCUCAUUGAGGCGCAACACACCGCCAUUGGUGACCGCGAGUAUGCAGAGUACCUGCAGGGCUUUGAUCUCAGCACCAUUGCUUGGGGUCUCAACAACGACCUCGUCCUCGAUGUUCAACAGAUCACAAAGACGUCGCGACUGCCGCCUGAUAUCCGCCACAGCGCCGUCAUUACGCAAUAUCUCAUUGACACGCGCAUGGACGAGACGCUGCGCCAACUCCUGCUCGAGGUGGUUGGGCAGACGUCCCUGCCGGCGAAUCCGUACAUGCGCGCGUGCACCGCUUUCCGCCGCGCAAUGUGGCUCACUGAACUCUGCACAGAGACAGACGCCAAACUGCAGGCCAGAAUCACGCGCACAGACCCAACACCCGCCGGCACCGAGGGCAUGUACUCGCUUGGCCAGCCGCCCAUCUUCGGCAGCAGUGCGGUGCUGACAGCCAUGAAGCCGCAGGCAUUCACGCAAGUGAGCGAGCUGUUGAAAGAGGUCAAGACAGAUGCAAUGGCUGGUCGCGGAGAAGUGGACACAUCCACCGCAAUCUGGCUCUCAGCACAUCAGGCGUUCUCUGUGUCGCACCGCGGGGUGCUGGUUGCCUUUGACUGCCACGAACACACGCAUCUCAUCUCCAGCAAGCGCGGGCGUGCACUUGAGCUGUUUGUUGAACACCUCACGCAGGCGCUGCUGCGACUAGCCGGCGGCCGCUGUAUCAUCAGCAGCAUCAACACCCCUGGCGCUUCUUGGUCCGUUGAUGACGUCAAGUACAACGCCAUUGAGCUGAAGAGUGCAGUUCAGUUUGCGCUGCAAGCACGCGAAGCUGUGUCCAUUCGCAUUCACAACUGGACGGGUGAUCGGUUCAUGUCGAUUCGCAAGAACAUCACGCUUUCUAUCAGCACCAACGACGGUUCUCUUCUUCUCGCCCCAACAGCGCCUUCCCUCGGGCUUGCUGUCAAGACGGCGGUGUUCCCCACGCUUGAUGAUGCACACACGGCCCAGCGCUUCCCCACCGUGCAGAGCACUUCGCGCGAUGUGUUACUGACGCAGCUGGGCGGGCAGGUGGCAAACGCUCACGCGGACAACGAUAUGCAUGCGGUGUUUGGGAAGACCGUUGUUCGCUGUGCACUGACGGGCGACUGGACGCUCUUGCCCUCGCUCGUGCGCUACUUCUCCAGCGCUGCCGACUCGUUGCUUGCAUGCAACGAAGUGCUCACCACGCUCAUCAGCCUGCAGGCGCUCGAGGUGGAGUCUGACGAACUGGACGCCACGCUGCAGCGCCAGCGCCAGGCAACGAGCAUGCAGGCACGCGGGCUCGUAACGCGCGUACUCAAGUACCACGCGCUGCACCUUCCACACGAGCUACAGGCUCGCAUUGUGUCGCACUUGCUCGGCCCGAUGGGCAGCGAAGACCAGCGGCACAUUCGGCACGUGCAGGGGUUCUUGCACGUGCUGCUGCGCGUGGUUGCGCAUCAGCUGUUUGCCGUGCUCGAUGAUGUGCGGGAUGCGGUGCGCGUGCAGCUGUCGGUCCUGCGCGCCGCUGGACUGAAGGACGAGCGAGACGACACAACAGGAAAGACAGUCGCAGGCGGUGCGCGGAAUGCACGGCGCCAGUUUGCAUCGGACAAAUCAUCCGACCGAACAAAGAAGACGGUCGUGUUGGAGGACGACCAGCCCAGCGGCUGGACUAUUUAACCACCAUGCAUGCGUGAAAACGUUUACAUGAGUGUGUGAGUGAGUGUCUGUGUGUCUGUGCAUGUCUGUGUGUGUGUGUCUGUGUGUCUGUGUCUGUGUGUAUGUGUCUGUGCCUGUGUGUCUGUGUUUGUGUGUUUAUCUCUCUCGCCCUGUCCCGCCCCUUCAUGUGCAUGUCAUCACUUUCAUGCUGCGCUUGGUGUAUAAUUGCUGUGUGGUUGAGAUGGCUGGUGUUGUUGGUGCAUCCGCCCAAGGGGGAGCGAGUGUGUGUGUGUGUGUGAUUGACGAUAACAGCCUCUAAUAAACUUGGUGCGU
Salpingoeca rosetta is the source of this 3722-nucleotide messenger RNA. RefSeq lists its product as uncharacterized. The record is from RefSeq and is a predicted model, not a curated record. The transcript has 21 exons. Lineage: Eukaryota; Choanoflagellata; Craspedida; Salpingoecidae. The coding region runs from base 246 to 3410 and encodes 1054 amino acids.